Stegodyphus dumicola is the source of this 966-nucleotide messenger RNA. RefSeq lists its product as uncharacterized. Lineage: Eukaryota; Metazoa; Arthropoda; Arachnida; Araneae; Eresidae. The record is from RefSeq and is a predicted model, not a curated record.
AUGACGACACAAAACACAAGACACGAACAGGGGGACGCUGCGUUUCGCUUUGCCACAUGGUUUCAACAAGAUGGAGCGUCUUCACAUUACACCCUUGAUUUGCGUCUCCACCUGAACACACCGUAUCCAACAUCUGCUCUACAAGUCAUUGCGGGUCUUCCCCCUCUUGAUCUUGUAGUCGAGAGGGAAGCCGCAGUGGUAAAAGCUACAAGGCUUAAUAAAAAUACAUCACUGUGGGGACAGAGCAUAAUCCACACAGACUAUGAAAAAUACAAAUCUCGUUAUCUUUGUCACCCAGCACAAUUUGACCUAAUGGACACCAUCCAUAUAAACUCAGAUUCUCCAGAGCAAAAUGAUCAUGCAUUAUACACUGAUGGAUCUAAGACAGAGGCUGGCACAGGAUGUGGAUUCUGCGAAUUGGAUAAAGGCAGCAUUAUCUUCUCCUGGAAAGGAAAACUCAACGAAAGUAAUUCAGUGUUUCAGGCAGAAUUCAUAGCCUUACACGCAGCAAUCAUCCACAGUCGUAGGAAUGGUCUUAACCAAGUUCGUAUUUAUACGGACACCGCCUCAAGCCUCCAAGCAUUUUCAAGCAUGCACAGCAGAAGCCCUGUAUUUAACAAAAUACAAAGAACUCUCCUUAGUAUCCCUAUACCUUUUCGUCCUGUACUCUGUUGGGUGCCAGCGCACGUAGGAAUACUAGGAAAUGAAAGUGCAGACGUUGUGGCUAAAGAAGCUGCCAAUAGUGUAUCCUUACUUGAGUGCCCAACAAUACUUCCAACUUCGCUGCUCAAGCAUUCCCCACGCAAACUUCUUAUAAGACAGUGGCAAACCCGCUGGACCGAUGCUACAACGGGUCGACAUACACAUGCAAUGCUCCCAAGUGUAAGCAUGGAUCUGCAGAGCAAAACUGGCAGCAUGUCACAUUUCCUUAACAGGACAUGGACCGUACAAAGCCUAUCUGCAUAG